Messenger RNA from Xiphophorus couchianus (Monterrey platyfish), 2435 nucleotides. RefSeq lists its product as uncharacterized. Gene Ontology annotation, molecular function: ciliary neurotrophic factor receptor binding. Gene Ontology annotation, biological process: negative regulation of neuron apoptotic process; ciliary neurotrophic factor-mediated signaling pathway. The transcript has 4 exons. The record is from RefSeq and is a predicted model, not a curated record. The coding region runs from base 229 to 921 and encodes 230 amino acids. NCBI's taxonomy places the organism in Eukaryota, Metazoa, Chordata, Actinopteri, Cyprinodontiformes, Poeciliidae.
CCCUUCUGAACGCCCCUCUAGCUUGCGGAACCAAUUAAAUCCCCUCGCGUUGCGUUCACCGCACCAUAAACGCCGUUCCCCUUCCCACAGACACGAACAUUCCGUGUGCUCUUUUUUUUUUUUUAUGGUAAACCGGAGGAAAGGUGGUCGUUCUUUUUUGUGAUAGACUUUGUUUUCUCCCGGGCUCGGUUUUCAUCGCUGGCUUUACUGUCCGUGUCUUGAGUGCAAAUGGCAGAGCAGGAGAAGCAGCCAUUAACCGCCUCCGACUCAACGGUAUCGGGCUCGACGCAGACCGGGAGAGCGGUGGCGCUGGCCCGGCUACUGCACCAAGAAUGCAUCCAGCUGCUUGAGCUAUUCUGGCACUAUUCCUCUUCCAUAGGUCCAAGCCUUUUUGGAGCCCUAAGCAGAUUUCCCUUUGGGGCUCACCAUACCAACAUGUCAACACCAAAUGCUUUAUCAUCCCAAAGCUACCAUAAAGAAAGGGAGACCUCCUUGUCGGACCAAACACCAGACGGUGGACGUAUGGUGUCUUUGUCCCCCGAGGCAACAGAGUCCACUACAGAGGAGCAGGUGCAGCUGCUGCACUCGGCUCUGCGACAGUGUCUGGGGAUGAUCCACUGUGUCAUCCAAAAGGAGGAGGAGGAGUGGGGCAGGCUGGAAGACAACUAUGAGACCCUAAAAGCAUCUGUCCGAGCACGUCUGGAGAACCUGCUUCACACCACCAAAAAUCUCCUGAGGAGCAAAGAUAAGAUCUUGGAUGUAACUCCAGAUCACCAAUGUAAUGAGGACGUUGAUGGCAUCGGGGGAACCUUUGGCCUAAAAAUGUGGACCUACCGCGUGCUGUUGGAGCUCAUCCACUGGGCUGACCAAGCUGCAAAGACCCUGCAUGUUUUACAUGAAGAGAGGGAAGGAACAAAGUAGAUCUGACCCUUUUUCGUUUCACUCCAACAACAUUAAACAAACCUAAUCAACACUACCAACCAGCGUCUUCUUCUAAAUAUUCCUAUUUAAACUUGUAAACAGAUGAUCACUCUAUACACCUGACAUGGGAAAACUACUUAACACUACUAAGCCCCUUUAAAAGUGUCAGUAUUAUGUAUUUCCAUGCACAUAGUGGCAUUUUAUAUCACAACUGAAGGUUAUAACAACCUUCAGUUAUAAAAAUGCUAUAUAUAUCAAAUAUGACUUAAAAUAACUUAGACAUUGUAAUUUAAUGCCUUUAAAUUGGGCCUCUAUCUCUUUAAAACACUCCUGCUCUUUCUGAAACUGCCUUCAGGAAGUCAUCACAAUAUUGCUCGUCUAUUAAUCUGUUUAGUGCCCUGGACGAACAAUCUCACCUGCGCCCUCCAAUGUCAUUUGGAUGGAGAGGAGACACAUUGGUAUGUCUCAUGUCUAUCCCCACAACCCCUCCCCCCCUUACGAGAUGUCACCCUGGGCGUUUACCCAUGUUGCCCAUAUCAGAAACUGCUAUUUGGUGGCAACCAUUUAGCUGUACAAAAUGCCUGGGUGGCUCAAGCACAGCUCCUCCUCUGAGCUGCAAUUUCCAAUCUUCUGUCUCACAGAGCAACCUUCCCUUGCGACUCUGUGCAAUGCUGGUAAAAAGGUUGUUAAAGGGUUAAGAGCAGCUCUAUUGCCACAGAAGAUUAAAGGAUUUUCCCUGACACUGGUAUUUCCACUACAAAUGUUAGUGACCUCUGGUUUCCCAUGUUGAUUUUUUGUUUGGCAAAAAAACAUGCUUGUAGAGUUUGUAAAUUAGUUUGGUCUAAGAGGUAACUUAUAGAGGGCUUAUAUUUUUCUCUUUUCUUUGAAUGCAGUUUAAAUUUUUAUUUAAAUCGAUUUCAGUUAAUGGCUAUAUAUAAAUAUAUAUAUAUAUAUACAGUAUAUCUAUACCUGCUGUUAACACUCCGCAAUUUACUAACUGCUAGAGUUUAACCAAAAAUCCACAACUGAUGAACUGUGACUUACAUGUGCAGCUGAUUGUGUUACCAUUUUUAGAUUUUAACAAACAUGAUCUACACAUUUAAUCUAAAUGAUGUCCUAGAGUCUCGUCAUGUGUGUUGAGGCACCAUCUGUGACAUGGUGUCAUGUUUUUGCUGCUUUGUUCAUAGUUCUCUCCUGAUACUUGAAUGUGCUGCUGAACUCUACAUUAUUUGACCAACUGGGUGUGUCCCCUUUCUCCCCUCCCCCAAUCCCUAGUCUUGAGGCCUGGAAAUAGUAUCAGAACUGCUGUAUUAGACUGAUUUUUUUUUAUUUUAUUUUAUUUUUCACAGUGAAGCCAAAAGAAUCAAACACUAUGCACCAUACUUCUAAUAUAGCCAGAUGCACUAACUGAAUGUACAACAACUCACUUUAGAUGUAAUCAUAGAAUGUCUUUCUGAAUGCUGUGCAUUAAUUUCUGUGAAGAUUGUACAUUGCAAAUUAAAAUACCAAUCCCA